This is a messenger RNA of Phytophthora infestans T30-4, 1291 nucleotides long. RefSeq lists its product as uncharacterized. The transcript has 2 exons. NCBI's taxonomy places the organism in Eukaryota, Oomycota, Peronosporomycetes, Peronosporales, Peronosporaceae. The record is from RefSeq and is a predicted model, not a curated record. Bases 23 to 1177 code for a protein of 384 amino acids.
CGCCACCAGAGCCUCAAGCUAUAUGGCCCGCAAGAACAAGCGCCAACAGCAGCAAGAAGCCACUCCGACUCCACCCGCCGCUGAAUCAUUUUCGGACAGCAGUUCCGAUUCCGCCCCGGAAGUCGCAGCCCCUGUCGCCGACCUCCCCGCGCCUAUUGCUCCUAAGCCCGCGUCGCCACCGAAGCCGACGCCAAAGCAGCCAAGCCCCAAGCAGCUGCCAAGCCCCACCAAUCAAUCCAGUCCCAAAGCUACAAGCCAGUCGGCCACCGAGAUCCUGGAGGCCAUGAACGGAACUAUCCACGUCAAGGUGCUGAGCGCCCGCAACCUUCCCACGAUGGACUUUGGCAAGCGUCAAGAUCCCUUCGUGCUGGUGCAGCUGGACAACUCGAGUCCAAAGUCCUGGGCGACUACAGACCCGGCUUUCCAAGGCGGUACCAAUCCGGAGUGGACCGAGCGAUCCAACAACGAGUUGGAGCUCUUCUACGAUGCCAAACUGCAAGACAAGGCUCUGUUGACCUUUGAAGUGUACUCGGAUGAGUCUGGCGACGAGCUCAUUGGUUCUGGUGAGCUCGACGUCACCAAUAUUGUGCAGUCGCAGUCGAAAUCCCCCACCCAGUUCACAAUCCGUCUAAAAGAUGUUUCGCGUGGCUCUGGCAACCGUGGGGAGGUCAACGCCGAGGUCUGGUUCGGUCCACCCGUGCGCAAGGCCUUCCGUGCCGCAGGACGCGCCUCCAAGCUCUUGGACGCCCGUGACGCCUUCGUGGGUACACUGUGUUCGAUCGUCUUCACGGUCUACAACUCCGUGUCCGGCUACUGCCAACUGCCGACGGACUUUGCGAAGAGACACCGCAAGUUGAGUGUGGCUGUGGCUGCGGUGCUGGGCAUCAUGGCUGCUGGAGCGCUCACUGUGUUCCUGGCCGUCGCUGUGCCCACGAUGCUGGUGGCUUUCUUCACGUUCCCGUUCUGGAUCCUCCCAUUCCUGACCACGUCGUUCUUCACGGCGCCACUGUGGAUUCCCAUUCUGCUGUUGGUUGGAAUGUUCCUGCUGUUUAUCGCCACGUUUGUCUUCGGACUGGGAGUCACGUCGCGUCCUGUUCGUCGCAAAGGUGCGUUCAUCUCGAACAAGAUCAAACACUCGGACGUUGGGAAGCGCGUGGUCUAUGAGAAGACGCUGUAAGUGGCACACUGUGCACCACGAAGACUUGUGCUCCUUUAUCUUUUCCAGUGUAAUGUAGCGUGAAGCCAUUCGAUCAAUGAGGAAACCACGACAACAUUAAAACUAAAAACCAAA